Molecule: messenger RNA, 1686 nt
Organism: Kazachstania africana CBS 2517
Lineage: Eukaryota; Fungi; Ascomycota; Saccharomycetes; Saccharomycetales; Saccharomycetaceae
Exons: 1
Coding region: 1-1686 (561 amino acids)
Source: RefSeq, a predicted model, not a curated record
AUGCUAAAUAGCCACAAUUCCACUUUGCAAGCCGAUUAUUUGACAGCUUAUAAAAAGCCUGAGAAAUCAUUCGCUGACACUGAAAAACUGAACCAUUUUGGCGAGCUACUUUCUGCAAAAUAUAGGGAAUUAACGAAAAGGGACAGUGUAAAAUCUGAUAGCUCAGUGCCUAUCUCUACAAAAGAUUUUGACCCUCAUAAAUAUCAUAUGGAGAGGAAUGUAAAAGCAAAAUUAAAGAGAAGUGGCGCAAUUAAAUACAAGAAGAUUACCACGUAUUUGAAAGGAAAAAAGAUUACGUUUAAAGGCAUUAAAUCGUCAGAUGCUGUUAGCUUUGAUGACAAACAUACCGCAAUAGAAAAUCCGAAUGAUUUUAAUGACAUGAUUCCAGAUGUACCCGUGUCAUUAAAGAAAAAGACUAUAAAAUUAUCACCUACAAAUCUAGUUCCUUCAGGAAAUAAUCAACCUUAUUCCUUGAAAUCAAAAUGUACUCAUCUUCCAAAAUAUAACAACAAUCCUUAUUCUUACAGUGUCAAUUAUGUAUUAAAUGACGAGCAAACCCCUCAAAAUGCCAAAUUCCCAACUCAGAACCAGGUCCUCUCAGAUGCUACCACUAUCCCGCAAAACGCUCAAGUACCUUCAAUAGAUGCUAAGCAUUUCUUCAAACCAACCACAGUGCCUAUUAUGGCACCCAAAGUUGAGCUCUCCAGUCCCAAUGUUACUGAAACAACUCUACCACAAGAGCCGGCAAAAAUAAGGCCUUCCAUUGUACCUCAAAAAAGAUUUUAUAAACUUCCCAGUAACCCUUCGAUUACCUGUACAAAACCUCUGCAAAGUAAAACAGUCUCACUAUCAAAAAGCAGUGACUUUAGUUUUUCAGAUCUGACGGGAUCUUCUAACGAACCUUCAAGUCACACAGCCAUUCCAGAUUGCUCUUCAGAUGCUACGUCAGAAUAUAGUUUACCAUCAAAUGAACCAUUCGAAGCGAGGAAGAAAGAUCUGGACAAAAAAGAACAAUUAUUAGAUAUGAAAGAAUUAGAGAUAAAAGAAAAAGAGGCAUUCGUUGAAGAAAAGGAAAAAUUGCUAGAAACAUGCAGAAAACUGAAUAACGAAGACCCCGUUCUAUUUAGCAAACCAUUCCACCUUUGCUCCAAAGCUAUUGAAGCAAGUGGAACUGAGUCCUUAUCAAGUAUUGACUUGGUUCUUUUGCAGGCGGAGGACAAGGAUAGCGUCGCUAGCGGUGACUCUUUCAAACGAGCGGUCACCAAAAAGAAACAAGAGUUUCUCAAUUCUUCCACCAGUAUUCCUAUACUGUCCGGAAACAAGUGUGCCUACCGACCAAGUUUCUUCUUUGGUGAUAGGAAAACUUCCAAACAGGUCUAUGUUUCUAAAGAGCAGGUUCUUCAAUUCAAUGAAAAUAAGAAGUUAUUAAAUGAAAACAGAGUUCUAGCCGAGCAACUAGAGUCAAUUAAAGAAAUCAAAGGUUCAAACCCACAUAUGCAAAUUCUAAAAGAUUUGAUUGAAACAAAGAGGCUUGUGGGAAAGCUUACCAAAGAAUUAAACGAAGAAAGGACUAGAAGGUUAGUGUCAGAAGAACUGUUAUUGUGCAAGAAAAACGGGAUCAAACCAGAAGUUAAUGACUUGGCUUUCACAAUUAGUCAACUGAAAAUGGAAUUAGAAAAGAUGUGA